Messenger RNA from Penicillium odoratum, 1347 nucleotides. Its product is annotated as alpha-ketoacid dehydrogenase kinase family protein. Gene Ontology annotation, cellular component: mitochondrion. The record is from RefSeq and is a predicted model, not a curated record. Gene Ontology annotation, molecular function: pyruvate dehydrogenase (acetyl-transferring) kinase activity. The coding region runs from base 1 to 1347 and encodes 448 amino acids. Lineage: Eukaryota; Fungi; Ascomycota; Eurotiomycetes; Eurotiales; Aspergillaceae. Gene Ontology annotation, biological process: regulation of glucose metabolic process; protein phosphorylation. The transcript is spliced from 2 exons.
AUGCUGGCACCCAGAGUUCGAAGAGUUCGACCCUCCAGGCAGGUCUUCGGAGAUGGCCCCCGCUUGGUGACUCCGAAAAGCUGCAAUCACAAUUGGUCCAAACAACCAUCCAACGAUGUUGCCCGCGACGCGGUUGCGCAGCUAGCCUCAACCCCUCGUCGAUCCUUGACACUGGCUGAUUUGCUUCGUCAUGGCCGCCCCCCAUUAUCCAAAGAGGCACUGCUCGCCUCGGCCAAUUUCACCCUCUCCCUUCUGCCAGCGCGACUGGCUUCACGCAUUCAAGCGUUGCGAAAUCUGCCCUUCAUCAUCGUCUCAAACCCCCAUAUGUCCCAGAUUUACCACAACUAUCUGCAUUCGCUCUCCACGCUCCUGCCAUACCAGCAACGGAAAAUCACCACCUUUGAGGAGGAAAAGCAAUUUGGGGAGGUGUUGGCUGAUCUAGUUCAGACACACACAAAUACCAUCCCAAUUUUGGCACGCGGGUUUCUGGAAUCCAGGAAGUACAUCAACCCUGAAGAUGUGACUCGAUUCUUGGAUACCCAUCUGCGCGCACGGAUUGGCACCCGUUUGAUCGCAGAGCAGCAUCUUGCUUUACAUUUAACAUCACAGCCAGUCAUCGAUGAACUUUCGAAAACACCCCAUGAGUCGUCUUCCCGAAACACGAGUCCGUCAAACUACAUCGGAGUCAUUGAUACGGCAUUACAACCAGCUCAAAUCAUUCGGUCGUGUGAGGAUUUUGUCAGCGAGAUCUGCGAAUUGAAAUAUGGAGUUCGCCCACGUCUGGAAAUUGGGGGUGAACCUGAAGCUUCAUUUGCCCAUAUCCCUGUUCACGUGGAGUACAUUAUCACUGAGCUACUGAAAAAUGCCUUCCGGGCGACUAUCGAGUCGGGCAACGAACGAGAACCUAUCGAGGUGACCAUCGCCGCUGCACCCGAUGUCCCUGGGAAUGGGCGCCCGGUUCAAGAGGACACCGAUGGCAGUUUCCAACUGGACUCCGCAGAAAAUGAAGCGAUUGACCACGCGAGCCCGUCAUCGCAAAGUAUCACGAUCCGGAUUCGCGACCGCGGCGGUGGCAUUCCACCGGAAGUUUUGCCACACAUUUGGUCCUACAGCUUCACCACGUUUUCCGACAUGGACCAUGACGGUGAAGGCAGCGGCAAUCUCAGGGCACUGGACACGAUCGCUAGUUCAGGCGGUCAUAUCAGCAGUAUUGCGGGUCUCGGUUAUGGUCUGCCACUCAGUCGAGCCUACGCGGAAUAUUUUGGGGGUAGUAUUGCCAUACAAAGUCUUUGGGGAUGGGGUACAGAUGUCUAUCUAACUCUGCAGGGAGUUGGGAAGAUUGACUGA